UAUAAAACGACUUUGACAAGAUAUUGAGAUGAAGAUUUCCUCCAAGAUGCCCGCUUGAUUGUGCGCAUCCAAUUGUAUAUUCUCAAUUUACUCGCUAACACGGACUUGUUUGCCCUAGAAGACCUCUUCCAGGAGGGACUCUUGAGAAGCCCAUACCUUUCAAGACUCUACAAGACUCCAGACGACUCACACCACGAUCCCCACAUCCUCAUACCUGCCACCACUUUCUCAUCAUAUUCGGUCCUGAUUCUCAGACUGGGAAUAAACUUCAGGAACGUCAGAAAAGAAACCGGCUCCGAUCUAGCAAACGUUCCGUAGCCGCCGCUAAUGACAGGUCUACUGAACACAGUUGUGCUUCUAGGACUCAGCAUAUUCAGAACCGACAUGUACGAGGGACAAUCACCGCCACAUCGAGAUGGCGGUCAACAUAACAGUAUGAGGCUCUGCUGUAGAACGUAUACUCGGUUCCAUCGGAUAUCUUUGGUCGUCGAGGUGACUCUACUAACAAGUUACACAGUGACUCUACUGCUCAACUAAGUUGAGAGUGUGUGAUUCAUUUUCGCGGCCACUGUAUCCUGGACCGACCCAAGGGAUUAUAAGGUUUCGGUAGCCGCAUCCGAUGUUGGACAAGUUGACAUCGUCUGAACGGACUUUUACCCCUUCUGUCAAAAGAUGAAGAGAAGUGUCGAGUUAAAGAUCGCCCUGUGCACCGCCAGAUCGCAUCCCGUGACAGUGGGAUUUAUACUGCAGAAGAGCACCACCACUGGACUGGUUCCCGUAUUUCGCAAUUGACUCAGCAGUCCGCCGCCGCCUCUGCAUCGGUCUGGAACAGCCAAUCUCCUCCAUGUUUGAACCACCUUUUUUAAUUUUUUUUUAGGUGAAUCCUUGCAGUGGAUCUGAAAGUGCCGGAGAAGGCUUGCCAAAAGAGGCUCGUCGCCAAAAACCCCUGGAAUACGGUGGAUACGGCAUAGACGGUCCGGUAUACAAUGGACAACACCGACUUUUAUGGCGGUAGAUGGUAUCUACAAACUGUUGAUGUUGCACUGUUGAGUAUAUCCGAGUCUUGUCCGAUCUCGACAAAAUCCAUGGGGUUUUCGAUCGCAUUCUGGACAUCGAAUUGCGGGGAGAAAUCGGGGUAAGACGGCUGAAAGUCCAGACUGACACACUGGCAGCGUGGUAGCAACCGCUUAAUCGCCCGGAGACGGGCGCCGUAAGCAUGGCGCGAACGGGGGUGACAGGGGAACGAAUGCUGCCUCUUGGCAUCAAGAGCUGGGAUGAUGGAUAGUGGCCAAGAAGCCAAGGGGACCUGGGCUUGCUUCUGGCCUGCUUCGUUUGCUCUUUUGAAAGUUCCCAUCUGGACCGACACGAAGUUCAAAACAGAGGCCUGCGCUCCCUUCGAGGCAGCAAUAGCGCUUGAUUAGAACGCCUUGCUGACAACCUUGCGACGACUUACCCCUUACGCAAUUCCUCGUUGCUCAGGCUCUCACUUACGUACGCGUGUGGAUCCAGUCCUACAAACAAUUCCUUGUCGCUCAUUCGUUUGUUCCCCAAAGCUGCCACAGCAGGAGCUCCGAUACAACGCAGGCAGUCAAUAUACCUCCCUUGAGCACUCGGGCUUCAGAUCUGUUCGUUUUCCGUAUCUUCUAGGACCAAGCUUGUUGUGUCCUUUACCCGCAUAGGACCUACAGAGUCUUUGACAGAUAUCUGCUUAACACUUAUAAGGCACAGCCUCUCUCUUGUUGUUUGUUUCCCUUUUGGACGACAUCAAGAACAACACGCGGCUCCACAAAGCCCCUUACCCCUUUUCUGACCACCCCAAUGCUCUCUUGAUUGGUAUUAGCCAGUCCAAACCUCUUCUCAUAGUCCAUUCAAAAUGGCAAGUGAGGUAGAGAGUAUAGGGAAAUCAGAUCCCACCCAAGUUUCUGAAAACAACAAACCGGACUCUCUCGAUCAUGCCACCAACGAAAAGAACGAUGCGCCUGCUGUGACACCACCACCCAAGGACCCUCAGGCGCGCCCUGAAAGAGAGGCUACUUUCAAGGACUACCUACGGGUCUUCACCUAUGCGACAAAAUGGGACUUUGCCAUGAUGGUGGCCGCUGGCGUGGCUAGUAUCGGCGCUGGUACCACGAUGCCGCUCAUGAACAUUGUCUUUGGAAGACUGAUUGGCGACUUUAACAACUACUUCACCCCCGCUGCUCAGUCACAGUCGGAUUUCGAGGCACAAACCAACAAGAUGGCGCUGUACAUCUUUGGUCUGUUCAUCGCCCGCUUCGGCCUCAACUACAUCAACAAGUUCUGCUUCCGUCUCAUCGGUAUCCGCAUGUCUGCCGCUAUCAGAUUGCAUUACAUGAGAUCUCUCUUUGGCCAAACGAUUCAUGUGCUUGACUCGAUGCCCUCUGGAGCCGCAGCCAGCACCAUCACCGGAACAUCCAACACGCUGCAGCUCGGUAUCUCAGAGAAGCUGGGCACCUUCCUCGAGUUUUCUUCCACCAUCACCACCGCCAUCAUCGUCGCUUUUACUUACGAUUGGGCCCUCGCUCUCGUUACAUCCUCCGUCAUUCUAUUCAUUGCUUUGGUCAUCGGCACCAUGCUCCCUUUUAUUCUCAAAGGUCAAACAAGGCUCACCAAGGCCGAGGCAAAGGGCACAUCUGUCGCGACAGAGUCCUUCAGCGCCAUCAGAAUGAUCAGUUCCUGCGGCGCAGAGUCUCGCAUGGCGAAGAAGUACGCCGAAUGGGUCAAGAAGGCGAGACAAGCCGCCCAGUUUUCCUCUCCCUUCUUCUCGAUCCAGUUUGGCGGCAUAUUCUUUGGCCUGUACGGUUCUUUUGCUUUGGCUUUCUGGUACGGGAUGAAGUCUGUGGUGGAGGGACGGAUCGACAACAUUGGGACGAUCAUCAUUGUGCUCACAUCUGUGAUGAUGAUGGUCAUCUCUCUCGAGCGCAUCUCCACCCCGCUUAUUGCGGUUUCAAAGGCUAUGGUUGCUGCUGCCGAGUUUUUUGCUGUUAUCGAUGCGCCAAAGCCGAAGAUGGGAACGCUCAAGGAGCCGGAUGUGACUGCGGAUCAGGAUAUUGUUUUUGAGGACGUGGUGUUUGCUUACCCGAGUCGGCCGUCAAAAAAGGUGCUGGAUGGGCUUAACUUGAGGAUUGCGGCGAAUAUGAACACGGCUAUUGUUGGGCCUUCGGGGUCGGGGAAGAGCACGAUUGUGGGGCUGAUUGAGGGGUGGUAUACGCUUCAUGAUCAGUAUGUUAUUGCCAAGGCUGUGGCGAAGGAUCCGGCGAAGGAGAAGAAGGAGAAGGAGAAGGAGAAGAAGAGGAAGGAGGGGAAGGUUGUUGAGAAGAGUGAGGAUGAGGAGGAGGAUGAACCGGCGCCUAUUGAUGCUGAGGAUGUUGGUCCUCCUGUUGAGCUGAGCGGGAGUAUUUCGACUUGCGGGAAGGAGUUGGGGGAUAUUGACAUCAAGUGGUGGAGAUCGCAGAUUGGUCUUGUUCAGCAGGAGCCCUUCCUGUUCAAUAAUACCAUCUUUGAAAAUGUCGCUACUGGGCUUAUUGGGACUGAGCAUGAGAAUGCGUCCAAGGAAGAGAAGAUGAAGUUGGUCAAGGAGGCUUGUGCUGAGAGUUUUGCUGACGAGUUUAUCGACCGGUUGCCGGAUGGUUAUGAGACCCAGGUUGGAGAUUCCGGUGCCAAGUUGAGCGGUGGGCAGAGACAGCGCAUUGCUAUUGCCCGGAGUAUCAUCAAGAAGCCCAAGAUUCUGAUUCUGGACGAGGCUACCUCUGCCAUUGAUGUUCGCGGAGAGCGCAUCGUUCAGGCUGCGCUCGAGAGAGCCUCCAAGGGCCGCACCACCAUCACUAUUGCCCAUCGGCUGUCUACCAUCAAGAACGCAGAUCGCAUUGUUGUCUUGCAGAACGGAAAGGUCGCUGAAGAAGGUACCCAUGACGGUCUUCUUGCCAACGAGCUCGGUGUCUACUACGGUCUUGUUCACGCCCAGAAGCUGUCGCUUGGUGAGGACACUGGCGAGGAUAACCUCCAGGAGGAAGAUAUCGCUGCCGUUCUGACGAGGGAGAAGAGCGCCGCAAUCUCAGAAAAGGACGGCACCAAGAAGAGUGUUCCCGUUUGGAAGGAUCGCAACCUCAUCAAUGGUUUUGGCAAGCUCCUGUCAGAGCAGAAGAGCAGGUUUCCCUUCUACAUCAUCGCCCUCAUCGGUGCCAUGGGAGCGGCCUCUGCUAUUCCCAUUCAAGCUUACCUCUUCGCUCAAGUCGUCGGCGUCUUCCAAGACCCCCUCAAUCUGCUGGAAGGAGCCACAUUCUGGUCCAAGAUGUGGGCUGCCCUCGCUGCCGGCGUGGGCUUCAGCUACUUCCUCACAACCUACGUCUCAACCAGCGUCGAAGGCUUCAUCUCGGCUGCUUACAAGCAAGAGUACUUUGAAUCAAUCCUCUUCCAACCCACAUCCUACUUUGACAAAGACGACAAUGCCACUGGCCAGCUCACCGCCCGGUUAUCGUCUGACCCUCAGGCCUUGAAAGAAAUGCUCGGCAUCAACAUCAUGAUGAUGCUCAUCGGCGUCUUCUCCCUGAUCGGCGCCCUUGCCAUCUCCUUCGCUUUUGGCUGGAAACUCGCCCUGGUAGCCACCUGCGUCACCGUCCCUAUGGGUUUGCUGGCGGGGUACUACCGCAUCCGUUACGAGCUCCAAUUCAACGCCAUGAACGAAGCCGUCUUCCAGGAGUCGUCCAAGUUUGGCGCCGAGUCCAUUUCCGCCUUCCGCACUGUCAGUGCUCUCGUCAUGGAAGACAGCAUCUGCAACCGGUAUUCCAACCUCCUCAACGGGCACGUAACCGGCGCGUACAAAAAGGCUCGCUGGACAACCUUCAUCUUUGCCUAUGCUGACUCUGUCGGGCUGGGCUGCACCGCUCUCAUCCUCUGGUACGGCGGCCGUCUCCUCGCCGCAAGGGAAUACGACGUCAUCGCCUUUUUGGUUACCUACAUGGCCAUGAUCCAGGGUGCUGAGUCGGCCGGUCAGUGGCUUUCCUUCGGACCCAACGCUGCGCAGGCUGCUGCUGCGGCGAACAGGAUUUUGCAGGCGAGGGAUAGCAAGAUUAAGGAUUCCAUCUCCGCGGCGGAGCAGAUUCCCGACACGGAGGGGGGAAUUGCUAUUGAGUUGAGGGAUGUUUUCUUCAAGUAUCCCACGAGAGACGUUUCCAUCUUUCGGGGUUUGAACAUCACGAUUGAGAAGGGCCAGUUUGCCGCUCUUGUUGGUGCGUCUGGGUCGGGGAAGACGUCGAUUGUUUCGUUGCUGGAGCGGUUUUAUGAUGUGGAUAAGGGGCAGAUUUUGUUUAACGGGAAGGAUAUCUCCGAGGUUAAUGUUUUUGAGUACCGGAAGUUGUUGUCGCUUGUGGCGCAGGAGCCGUCGCUUUUCCACGGGACGAUUAGGGAGAAUAUUCUCCUGGGUGUGGACCCGGAACAGGUCAGUGAGGAGGAGCUGCAUAAUUGCUGCAAGGACGCGAGUAUACAUGAGUUCAUUAUGAGUUUGCCUGAGGGGUAUAACACGAAUAUUGGGAGCAGGGGUGUUAGUCUGUCGGGAGGGCAGAAGCAGAGGUUGAGUAUCGCGAGGGCGUUGAUUAGGAAUCCGAGGGUGUUGUUGUUGGAUGAGGCGACUAGUUCGUUGGAUUCGGAGAGCGAGAAGUUGGUCCAGAAGGCGUUUGAGAGGGUUGCCAAGGGGAGGACGACGGUGGCGGUGGCGCAUCGGUUGGCGACGAUUCAGGGGGCGGAUGUGAUUUAUGUGUUGGGAGAGGGGAAGGUGUUGGAGAAGGGGAAUCACAAUGAGUUGUUGAGGAAGAAGGGGGUUUAUUGGCAUAUGUGCCAUAAUCAGGCUUUAGACCGUUAG
Molecule: messenger RNA, 5875 nt
Organism: Podospora bellae-mahoneyi
Lineage: Eukaryota; Fungi; Ascomycota; Sordariomycetes; Sordariales; Podosporaceae
Exons: 3
Coding region: 1874-5875 (1333 amino acids)
Biological process (GO): transmembrane transport
Cellular component (GO): membrane
Molecular function (GO): ATP hydrolysis activity; ATP binding; ABC-type transporter activity
Source: RefSeq, a predicted model, not a curated record